GUGACGACAAGAGGCAAUCAAUAUCAUCAAUAAGGGGGUUAUAACUAUAGAUUACGAUUAUCCCAUUGAUCUGAUUGAAUCAGUUGAUAAGUGAUGAAUUUUAUCAGGAAGUUUAUAGGAACUUCAACUACUGAUGAAGUAGCUCUGAUUCCUUCCGGUAGACUUUAUUUAACUCGAUCUCCACAAUCUCCUAAGGGUGAAAUUGAAUGCUUGUAUAAUGAUGCAUUUGCUUCAAUUAGACAAACCACUAGGCCUUAUUUAUAUCAAUUAUGUAUCACCAGAGUAUAUCAAGAAGGUGAAGUUGACGCUCAUGGUUUGAGUGGGUUUGAUGAUUCGGAUGAUGAUGACGAUGAUGAUCAUGAUGCUCCUCAUUCAAUUGCUGAUACUUCAGGUUCAGCUCAUUCCAAAGAUGAAUGGGCUUUUACUAUCCUUGAAGAUUUAAAAUUCCAUACUUAUGAUAAAACUGAUGGUACUAAAGCUAUAGUUUGGACUGAUUUAAAUGGAGAUAUUGGUGAUAAAUUUGAAUUCAUUAUUGAUGAAGAUAUUAAACAUAAAGAUAUUGAUAGUUUUAUGUUUGCUCUUUAUAAAUGUUUAUAUGAACUGAAAUAUCAUAAAAGUUCAUUAGCCAUUCAAGAUAUGCAACAAUUGAAAGAAUUCGUUUAUAAUCCCAAAUCCGAGAUUUUAGCAUUUGGUGAUUUGAAAUCACCAAAUUUACUUCAAUAUGAUUCUGAAGAUGAUUCUGAAGAUGACGAUGAAGAAGAUGAAGAGGAAGAAGACGACGAUGAAGAAGAUGAUGACGACGACGACGAUGAAGAUGAAUUCAUGGAUGCUAAUUUAGAACAUACUUUACCUUCAAGUUUCCCUAGAUCUACUUCACCUGCAGUUGAACCUCGUGGUGAAACCAUAUAUCAAAAUGAUUCUUUUGAUUUAUUCUUGUUUGAUUCUGUUUCAGGAACUUUCAAACCUCAAAUUUCUAAACCUGAUGUGGAAUUAAAAUUAAUAUCGUUAGGAAAUUGGGAAUAUACUUUAUAUGUGCAUAGUAAGACUGAUGCAUCAACUACUCAUUUCAAUGCAUCCAUUAAUAAAAGUAUGAAUCCAACUUUCAAUUAUGAACAUCUUUCAUUUAUUUUCAAUUUCUAUUCUGUGCUUGAUAAUUCUGAAAUAUCGGCUUUCUCAUGGUUAUUGAAAUUUGAAAGUUAUCAAGAAUUAACAGUUUUCCAAAAAGUUUUCUUAUCUUCAAUGUAUGAAACUUUAAAUAAAUCUAAAUGGAGUAAGACUGAUCCAACUGAUCAAGAAUAUGUAACAGAUGCUUUUUCCAAGAUGAAAGUUGAUGAUGAAUUUGAUGACGAAGAAGAAGAAGAUGAAGAAGAACCAGAACCAGUAAAGAAAAAUAUUAAAGCUGGUAAGAAAAAGGCCACCCUUUUUGUUGAUGAUGAUGAUGAAUUUGGUGAUGAUGAAGAAGAAAAAGGUCAUUCUGAAUUCAAAAGCCAUAAAGAAAAGAAUAGCAAUUUAUCUGUUGGUUAUGCUAAUAAUCGAACUUAUGUAGCUAGAGGUGAUAAAUUAGGAGUAUUUAAUAGUUAUAAUGACGGUCUUUCAUUUCAAACCACUAUAGCAGAUUUAAAAGAUUUAAAGGGUAAGAAAUUUAAUCCUGAAAAAAUGAUGUUACAUCAACAAGAUCAAUUUAUGGUCUUAGCUAAUAAUCAAUAUGAUAAAUCUUUAUUUAAAAUGGAUUUAAAUAGAGGGAAGAUUGUUGAAGAAUGGGAAAUUGAUGAAAAUAAUCCAAUUGUAUCAUUUGGUCCAAAUUCGAAAUUUGCUCAAUUAACCAAUGAACAAACUUUAACUGGUAUAAGUGAAAAUGGAUUAUUUAAGGUUGAUCCCAGAUUAGCUGGAUUAAAAUUGGUUAAUGAUAAUACUUAUAAAGCUUAUAAAACUACUAAUAAUAAAUUCCUGACAUUUGCCACCACAGAACAAGGAUACUUGGCUGUUGGUUCAGGAAAGGGUGAUAUUAGAUUAUAUGAUAGAUUAGGAGUUAAUGCUAAGAGUGCUCUUCCAUCAUUAGGUGAAAGUAUUCUUGGUAUAGAUGUUUCUAAAGAUGGUAGAUGGUUAUUGGCUACAUGUGAAUUUUAUUUAUUAUUGGUUGAUACUAAAAUAUCAUCAGGUCAAAAGAAUGAAGGUAGUUUGGGUUUUACUAAAUAUUUUGAUAAAGAUAAAAAACCUAUUCCAAGAAGAUUAACGAUUAAAACUGAACAUGCUGCUUUUAUAACUGCUGAAGCCAAUGGUAAACCACCAAGUUUCACUCAAGCUCGUUUUAAUACUGGUUUAAAUUCAAAGGAAACCAGUAUUGUUACAUCAUCAGGACCAUAUAUAAUAUCGUGGUCAUUAAGAAAAGUAUUAGCUGGAUCUGAAGAACCAUAUACGAUUAAGAAAUAUCAACAAACCAUUAUUGCUGAUAAUUUCAAAUUUGGAUCCAGUUCUGAUGUUAUUAUUGCUUUACAAGAUGAUGUUGCCAUGACCAAUAAACAAAAAUUAAGUCAAGCAGGAAAGAUUUUAAAGAGGAAAUCACCCAAGAAUUCAAUUGUGAAAACUUAUGAUUGAAUUUGUAUUUAUAUAGUAAAGUUUGUAGAGAAUAAAUAUAUAGCAACUCAUUUAAUUAAUAUAUACAUUUUUUCAUUAGACGUAACAUAACAUUAAUAUUAUCAUUAACAGACAUAUAGAUGAACCCUUUCUCAUCUACGUAAGCCAAACGAUCGUUUCAUUUCAUCAAACCAAAUGAUUCUAAAUGCAUUAAACUUAUGAAAUCCAGUAGGUUUAUACGUUUGAAAGUCAAUAUUUCGCACUUUUGGUAUAGUAUCAGGAUGAGGAUUAUACGGUAUUCUAUUUAUUCUAGCAUAUAUCUUCCGCACCCAAUUAUUAAACGCUGGUGAAUCUAUAAGUUUUUGAUAUAGUAAAUCCUGAAGGUUUCUUGGUGGCGGCCUCAUCUUAUUGAUUUGAGUUGAUUGUUAUUAUCUAUUA
Scheffersomyces coipomensis is the source of this 3012-nucleotide messenger RNA. It is a transcript of the gene VID27, whose product is annotated as Vid27p. Gene Ontology annotation, cellular component: nucleus; cytoplasm. Gene Ontology annotation, molecular function: protein binding. The record is from RefSeq and is a predicted model, not a curated record. The coding region runs from base 94 to 2595 and encodes 833 amino acids. Lineage: Eukaryota; Fungi; Ascomycota; Pichiomycetes; Serinales; Debaryomycetaceae. The transcript has a single exon.